AUGAGUAGAAACCAUGAUGCGUCUAUCAAAGAUUUGAAGAUGAAGAUUGGUCAAUUAUCUAGACAAGUAGCUGCUUUUUCGAGCUCAAAUGGAGGAUUCACCGGUAACACCGUUGAUAAUCCUAAGAAUGAAAGAUGCAAGGUUAUGGAUACAUGUUUAAGGGUGAUUAUUAAAAAGGAUAAAGAUCAUAUAUUUAAAGAAGAGGCAUUACUAAAACAUCAAUCCUUACCAGCAAAAUUAAAAGACCUAGGUAAGUUUACUAUUUCUUGUAAUAUCGGUGGAAUGAAUAUUCUUCAUGCUCUAUGUGAUCUGGGAUCUAGCAUAAAUGUCAUGCCACUGAAAACUGUAAAAGAAUUGAAAGUGGGUGAGAUCACACCGAGUAACAUGUCUCUCACUCUAGAUGACUUGUCUAUUACUCAACCGAUUGCUAUUUUACGUGACAUGUUAGUACAUGUCGUCGACUUAGUGUUUCCUAUAGAUUUUGUAGUGCUUGAUACAAAAGGAAAUUCAAGAGGAUAUGUUAUUCUCAGACGAACAUUCUUGGCAACUGGGAAAGUGAAGAUUGAUGUAGAAAUGGGUGGACUUAUCUUGAAGUUCAAUAAAAGGAAGGUAGUUUUCAAGGUAUGA
Messenger RNA from Lathyrus oleraceus (garden pea), 627 nucleotides. RefSeq lists its product as uncharacterized. The transcript is spliced from 2 exons. Lineage: Eukaryota; Viridiplantae; Streptophyta; Magnoliopsida; Fabales; Fabaceae. The record is from RefSeq and is a predicted model, not a curated record. The coding region runs from base 1 to 627 and encodes 208 amino acids.